AGACAUACAAAGUCAUUGUAAAGGAGAAUUUAAGUAGAAUGAAGUUUGGGAAAGAAUUUAAAAAACAAAUGGUGCCUGAGUGGACAGAAGCCUAUAUGGACUACAACGGACUCAAAAGAAUACUACGUGAGAUCUGGCACUUCAAACAGAGCAAUCAACCCCCGACACCUUUGAGAACGUCACAGCAGAGAUUAACAAUGUACAGGGCUUUCAGUGGUCUAAAUCUACCAUCUAUCAAUCUUCAGACCGAGGGAGAUAUUGAGGACCAGGUGAUUGCUGUUAACAUGAUGCAACAAGAGGAUUCUAGAAAGGUUUACAACACUGAGAUCCUCAUGUCACCUGAAGAAGGAGCUGAGAACGAGAUUAUGUUCUUUAAAAAACUUGAUGGUGAGCUCAACAAGGUCAAUAGAUUUUACAGGGAUAAGGUGGAAGAAGUGAUGAGUGAAGCAGCCUUGCUGAAUAAGCAAAUGGAUGCUUUGAUUGCACUGCGUAUCAAGGUGGAGAAGCCUGAUUUUGAUGGCUCUAGUUCUCUGAGACGACUUUCUAUGGAUAUUGCUAAUACGGCACCCAUAAGGAUUACUUCGCCAAGCAGAGCUAGGACUCCAGGAAGAGAGCAUAUAAAUUUGGAGCAUCAAGUAGACAUAAGUGGUAGUUGUCAACUAGAAGAGUGUGAAGGACAGAUUGUAAAUAUCAGUCAAUAUAAACCAGCUCCCCUGGAAAUCCUCGAUCACGUGAAGAUUAAAAAUACACUUGAAAGUCCAAUAUCAACUAUAAAGGGUGUUCUGAAGGAUUCCAAGGAAAGAGAUUUGAGUUUUAAAAAAGAGGAGCUAAGGCAAGUUGAAGAAAGGCUGAAACUUGUGUUUAUUGAAUUCUAUCAGAAGAUCCAACUUCUAAAGCACUACAGUUUUAUGAACCUCUCAGCAUUUUCCAAGAUCAUGAAAAAGUAUGAAAAGAUAACGUCAAGAAGUGCAUCAAGAUCAUACAUUAAAAUAGUGGACAACUCUUACCUUGGCAGCUCGGAAGAGGUUACUGGUCUCUUGGAGAGGGUGGAAGCUACCUUUAUUAAGCACUUCUCAAACUCUAACCGCAGAGAAGGCAUGAAGUUACUGAGGCCAAAACAAAAAAGAGAAAAGCACAGCAUAACAUUCUUUUCGGGUUUCUUUUCUGGUUGCUCAAUUGCUCUAGUAGUUGCUGUUGUGCUUCUAAUAGAAGCUAGAAAUAUAAUGGACAUGGAGGAGGGCACUGUGUACAUGGAAAACAUUUUCCCCCUUUACAGUUUAUAUGCAUAUAUCGUCCUACAUAUGCUCUUGUACGCUGCAAACAUAUACUUCUGGAGGCGCUAUCGAAUCAACUAUCCAUUUAUAUUUGGUUUCAAGCAGGGAACUGAGUUAGGUUACCGGGAAGUCUUUCUCCUGAGCACUGGUCUUGCAGUACUUGCACUUGCCACAUUCUUAACACACUUGCACAUGAAAAUGGACUCGAGAAUUCAUAAUUAUGCGACAUAUAUUGAGCUGGUGCCUUUGGGCUUAGUUACUGUUGUUCUUGUCAUAACCAUCUGGCCUUUUAACAUUUUAUACCGCUCGAGUCGCUACUUCUUAAUCCAAAGUAUUUUUCACUGUAUAUGUGCUCCUCUCUACAAGGUUACACUUCCAGACUUUUUCUUGGCAGACCAGCUUACUAGCCAGGUCCAAGCCAUAAGGAGUUUCGAGUUUUACAUUUGCUACUAUGGUUUAGGAGAAUUCUCUCGGAGACGAAACAAGUGCCACAGUCAUGAUGCUUACAAUGUUUUCUAUUUCAUAGUAGCUGUUAUACCAUACUGGAUUCGAUUCCUCCAGUGCCUCCGCCGAUUGUUUGAAGACAAAGAUAUGAUGCAUGGAUACAAUGGUUUGAGAUACUUCUUGACAAUCGUUGCCGUUAUCAUCAGAACGGCUUUCGAACAAAGAAAAGGGUUGACUUGGAUGGUGUUAGCUUUGGUCAGUUCAGCUGUUGCAACAAUAAUGAAUACUUAUUGGGAUAUCAUAGUUGACUGGGGGCUGCUACAACGGCAAUCGAGAAACUUUCUCCUGAGAGAUAAACUCUUAGUUUCGCAAAGAACUGUAUACUUUGCAGCUAUGGUUUUGGAUAUUAUACUGAGAUUUGCUUGGCUGCAAUUGAUGGUGAAAUUUAAUGUGCGUUCCUUGCAUGGAAAGGCGGUGUCAAGCAUAUUUUCCUUUCUAGAAAUCCUCCGUCGUGGCAUGUGGAACUUCUUCAGGUUGGAGAAUGAGCACUUGAAUAACGUUGGAAAGUACCGAGCAUUCAAGUCAGUGCCAUUUCCUUUCAAUUACUAUGAUGAGGAGAUCGACAAAGAUGAUUAGGGGUUGGUGCUCUCUUCUUCCAAUCAUACGGUAAAGCUAUGAGAAAACUCCGGCCGCUUCAAGAAUGAUCUGCACUCUCAACGGUCAUUAUGAAUUUCUGGUAUCUGGUCUUUAUACAAAUUGCCAUCUGCAGAGCCAAGAAGUUCUAAAAGUCUGGUGUCAAGGCAUUCGACUGAGCAUCUCUGGAAUGGAGUGAUAACGAAGCACGCGAAGUGACUGACUAACAGACAGAAAAGCCGAUUUGAUCUGAACUUUUAAGCCAUCCAAUUGUAGCACAAAUUCUGAUAAAGCUCAGAUUUUUAUUGCUUCAUUCUUUUUUGAUAUAGAGAAUCUGUAAAACAAAAACAAAAAACAAAAAAGGAUAAUGGAAAAAAAUAGUUUUGAUUUGGUUUUCUCAAGGAUUGAUUUGAUUUGUUUUAGCCCACUCGUAAGUAAAAACUUGCACUCAUGCUAUGCUUAAACUUGGCCAAAAGUGACAAGGCAC
Molecule: messenger RNA, 2838 nt
Organism: Cornus florida
Lineage: Eukaryota; Viridiplantae; Streptophyta; Magnoliopsida; Cornales; Cornaceae
Product: phosphate transporter PHO1 homolog 10-like
Exons: 13
Coding region: 39-2354 (771 amino acids)
Biological process (GO): phosphate ion transport; cellular response to phosphate starvation
Cellular component (GO): Golgi apparatus; plasma membrane; cytoplasm
Molecular function (GO): inositol hexakisphosphate binding
Source: RefSeq, a predicted model, not a curated record